This is a messenger RNA of Procambarus clarkii (red swamp crayfish), 675 nucleotides long. RefSeq lists its product as uncharacterized. Lineage: Eukaryota; Metazoa; Arthropoda; Malacostraca; Decapoda; Cambaridae. The record is from RefSeq and is a predicted model, not a curated record.
AUGCACAACCUCAAGAGGCUUCAAAUAAUGCACAACCUCAAGAGGCUUCAAAUAAUGCACAACCUCAAGAGGCUUCAAAUAAUGCAUAACCUCAAGAGGCUUCAAAUAAUGCACAACCUCAAGAGGCUUCAAAUAAUGCAUAACCUCAAGAGGCUUCAAAUAAUGCAUAACCUCAAGAGGCUUCAAAUAAUGCACAACCUCAAGAGGCUUCAAAUAAUGCACAACCUCAAGAGGCUUCAAAUAAUGCACAACCUCAAGAGGCUUCAAAUAAUGCACAACCUCAAGAGGCUUCAAAUAAUGCACAACCUCAAGAGGCUUCAAAUAAUGCACAACCUCAAGAGGCUUCAAAUAAUGCACAACCUCAAGAGGCUUCAAAUAAUGCACAACCUCAAGAGGCUUCAAAUAAUGCACAACCUCAAGAGGCUUCAAAUAAUGCACAACCUCAAGAGGCUUCAAAUAAUGCACAACCUCAAGAGGCUUCAAAUAAUGCACAACCUCAAGAGGCUUCAAAUAAUGCAUAACCUCAAGAGGCUUCAAAUAAUGCACAACCUCAAGAGGCUUCAUAUAAUGCAUAACCUCAAGAGGCUUCAUAUAAUGCACAACCUCAAGAGGCUCUAUAUAAUGCACAACCUCAAGAGGCUUCAAAUAAUGCACAACCUCAAGAGGCUUCAAUAA